AUGCGCAUCGCCACGCUGACCUGCCUUCCCGGCCCUUCCCCCUUCCUCUUUCUAUUGGCCCAGCUGCUACUGCGGCUCCUCCUCCCUGGGCCGGAGUUGGUGGGAGCCGCCUCCUCCUGCCCCUCCCACUGCACCUGCUCCAACCAGGCCAGCCGAGUCAUCUGUACCAGGCAAAACCUGGAGGAGGUGCCCGAGAGCAUAUCAGUCAACACACGAUACCUCAACCUGCAGGAGAACUCAAUACAGGUUAUCAAGUCCGACACUUUCAAGCACUUGAGGCACCUCGAGAUCCUCCAGCUCUCCAAGAAUCAGAUCCGUCAGAUUGAAGUCGGAGCUUUCAAUGGCCUCCCCAACCUCAACACGCUGGAGCUCUUCGACAACCGCCUCACACUGGUGCCAUCACAUGCCUUUGAGUACCUCAGCAAGCUGCGGGAGCUGUGGCUGCGCAACAACCCCAUUGAGACUCUGCCAGGCUAUGCCUUCCACCGCGUGCCCUCGCUACGGCGCCUGGACCUGGGUGAGCUCAAGAAGCUGGAUUUCAUCUCUGACGCAGCCUUCGUGGGCCUCAUCAAUCUACGGUACCUGAACCUGGGCAUGUGUGGACUGAAGGACAUUCCCAAACUGACAGCCCUUGUGCGUUUGGAGGAACUGGAGCUGUCAGGGAACCGGCUAGAGAUCAUCCGACCCGGUUCCUUCCAGGGCUUAGUCUCUCUCCGCAAGCUGUGGCUCAUGCACUCGCAGGUGUCCGUCAUUGAGCGCAAUGCCUUCGACGACCUGAAAAACCUGGAAGAGCUCAACCUGUCCCAUAACUCCCUGCACUCCUUGCCCCAUGACCUCUUCACACCCCUUCACCAGCUGGAGAGGGUACACCUCAACCACAACCCCUGGGUCUGCAACUGUGACGUGCUUUGGCUUAGCUGGUGGUUGAAAGAGACAGUGCCCAGCAAUACCACCUGCUGUGCCCGCUGCCAUGCUCCCCCGUUUUUAAAGGGCAAGUACAUUGGAGAGCUGGACCAGAGCCACUUCACCUGCUAUGCUCCUGUCAUUGUGGAGCCACCGACAGACCUCAACGUGACCGAAGGUAUGGCUGCUGAGCUGAAGUGUCGCACAAGCACCUCCACGACAUCUGUCAACUGGAUCACCCCUAAUGGCACUCUAAUGACCCACGGCUCUUACCGGGUGCGGAUAUCCGUCCUGCAUGAUGGCACGCUCAACUUCACAAAUGUCACCCUGCGAGACACAGGCCAGUACACCUGCAUGGUCACCAAUGCUGCUGGCAACACCACGGCAACCGCCGUCCUCAAUGUCACUGCCGCUGAUGCCAGUGUCAACUACACCUACUUUACCACGGUCACUGUGGAAACAGUGGAGACUCCGGGAGACGAAGACUCCGCGCUGGUUGCCAUCAAUGAGACCUUCAUCCGUGUUCACCCAGGCCCCACUCCCUCGGGCCACUUGUGGCCGGUUCCUACCACAGCCUCCUCUCUGUCGGCCGGCUGGUCCUCCUCCUCUCCUCGAGCCACCCGACCCACCUUCACUGUGCCCAUCACUGAACCAGGCUUCUCGGGCCUAGAUGAUGUGAUGAAGACCACCAAGAUCAUCAUUGGCUGCUUCGUAGCCAUUACCUUCAUGGCAGCCGUGAUGCUGGUGGUGUUCUACAAGCUGAGGAAGCAGCACCAGCUGCAUAAACACCACGGCCCUGCUCGUGCCAUCGAGAUCAUCAAUGUGGAGGAUGAGCUGGGGGCCGGGGCCAGCGGUCGAGGCAGCGGCAUCUCCGGAGGCUCCACCGUGACGCAGAGUGGAGGCGGUGGAUUAGGAGGGGGACAGAGCCUCAGGCUGCACCACCCAGAGAUGGUCAACCUGCCGAACCUGGCACGAUCAGAGCACCUCAACCACUACUACAAAACCCAUCAUUUCAACAACAACAUGAUGGGCCUGGGCAUGGGCACAGGCUCCGGUGUGGGCCUCAACAACAACAACAACCCCUCGCCUUGCUCUCAGUCUCAGAACACAUCCAUAUCCUGUUCCCAGGUUCCAACCUCCACCAGUGGGGGGACACCCACAGGUGGCACCUUGCCCUCUCCUGUGCCCUUGCCCCAGCUGGGUCUCCACACUUCUCUGAAAGGCCUAAUGGGCAAAGGCCAGAAUGAGCCACUGCUCUUUAAGAGUGGCUCCAAAGAAAAUGUGCAAGAGACUCAAAUCUGAGUAAAAGUGAGAGUGGAAGUAAGAGGUAAGGAGAAAGGGAUGCUGGAAAGAGACCCUGAAAUGGAAAGCGGCUGUGAGCAUAUGAGACUGAUUGUAGCCUAUUGUCCUCGUGGACAGAUUCCAGAAGAGAUGAAAUUUCACAUAGUCACUGCUUUGUGUUGUCAAUCUGUUGACAGAGAGAAGCAGAUAGGAAGGAGGCAGAGUACAAUAUCUGAUCAGCACUAGUCCCACAGUAGCAUCUGCACAUAGUUUUCAACUAAAUCAGACACAGACAUAUAUGACGUAAACAUCAGAAUCAUUCAGUUACCUGUGCAACCUGCUAUAGUCUUUGCCAAAGUCGAAGAUCAAGCCAACUCUUUUUCUCCAUUUGCGUCCACAAUCACGGUGGAAAGCUAUGAAUAAUACACACGUGCAGUGAGCCUCUCUAGUUUUUUUAUACAGAUUGCUUCGUAUAUUUCCAGACACAUUCAGUGUAUAUAUUUGGAGGGAAACAUAAUACUGGCCAUUGAACAUGUUGUCAGAUUAGUGUUUGGCAGAGACGCUGAAUAACAAACAAUGGUUUGGGUGAGCGGUACGGUCCCAGGUUUCCAGGAAGCACUAAAACAGACCAGAGAAAGCAAAAUUAGAGCAGUGCAGCGACUCUGUCCAGGACACACGUAUCAGACUAGUAUUUCGCAG
Molecule: messenger RNA, 2883 nt
Organism: Toxotes jaculatrix (banded archerfish)
Lineage: Eukaryota; Metazoa; Chordata; Actinopteri; Toxotidae
Gene: lrrc4ba
Product: leucine rich repeat containing 4Ba
Exons: 2
Coding region: 1-2205 (734 amino acids)
Cellular component (GO): plasma membrane
Molecular function (GO): protein binding
Source: RefSeq, a predicted model, not a curated record